AGGUAGUUCUGUUGGAAACCUAUUAGAUUGUAUGAAUGCCAUCAGUAGAUCAAACGUACCAGAGUCAAAAUUUGAAUCUGACAUACUUUUGUAUUAUAACCUUCACAAAUCGAUUAUUUAAAAUGUUAACGAAAUUACAUUUUUUACAUUCAUUAGUACUUUAUCGUGUCGCAUUCGCGUUUGAAGACCUUUACAACAUCCGAGAUAAUUCACAAGAUAUGAUUGAAAGAGGGAAAGUUCAAUACCAGUUGUUAAAAGAAAGAGGUAGUUUACCCCAAUACGGAAACUGUUGGAAAGGAGCAGUUGAACACAUAAAUGAAGGUUGCCGAUACUUAUCUGAAGAUACACAAAGUGAUAUUGCAUUACAUAUUACAAAUUGUUUCUUAGAAAUGUCUGGACAUGAAACGUAUAACUGUGAACUCGAUAAAAAACCUAAUUUACGUUCAAUUUGUAUUAAUAAUAUGUCUGAUAGGGCGUUCAAUGUUUACACUGAAUUUUACACCCAUACUCAAAAUAUUUGUUGGUUUCUAAGAGGGCAAAUCUGGCAUGAAACAAUAUCAGAAAAUACAUUUAAAGUUGGAAAACAAUUAGAAGAGUCAUCAAAAAACCAAGAGUACCUCCUGAAAACGCAACAAGAAAGUUUAGAACUGCAACAGAAGAUGUUGAAACAUGGAAAGUUUUUAGAAGAAGUUCUUGAAGAUCUCUAUGUAUCAGUUAAUGCUCACAGGGAGAUUUUAAAUGUGAUGACAAAAAGCUUGUCCAGAAUGCAGACAUGGAUUAUAGGUGAAAUAUCCUGGAUUGAUUCCAUAUUUUUUUACGUUUCAACAAUACUUAUUGUAUUUGUUUUGACGUCAAUGAAAAGAACUAAUACCGCAAGACUUUAUCUAUUUUUAUUAAUGUUUGCUAAUUUUAUAAUCGAACGAUUUUUGUGUUCAUUUAUCACUUAUAUACAAGACGAACCACACGUUGAUGUUUUAUAUAGUUACGUGUACAGUUGUGUGUGGUAUUCCAGAUAUUUUUUCAUGUGUUUGAGUUGUGCAGUUUUUGCAUACAAGGUUUAUUGUUAUCAAGACUUGGAGGAAAAAAAUAACGCUUUGUUAAGAGAGUUAUCUAAGAAAACUGAGAAUGUUUUGGAAAAACUAGAAAAUUUAAAAAGCAAAUUUAAUUUGCUUAAUUCCACAGACAUUCAAUUAGAAAAUGAGUCUAAAUCUAUUAAAGAAAACAGAUAUUCUUAUGAAUCUAACAUAAGCAACAAUUCCCUAAAUAAUAAAAGCUUUUUAAGUAACAGUGACAUUAAAGAAAAUAUUAAUUUAUAUAGUAAUAUUUUACCAAGAAGACAUAAACAUACCUUAUAUGAAAUAUCCAACAGUAGGUAUAAUUUAAGGAGUCGUAAUGGUACACCUGAAUCUGGUAGUAAUUAAUUUAAGAUAAAAGAAUGAACUAUUUAUGUAAUUUUAUAAGGCUGACUACUUUUAUCAUAACUACAUCAAGGACUAGUCAACCUCUCGAUUGUUUUUAUUUAAAUAUUAUUAUUUAUAAAAUUGUGUAUAUAUUCCAUUUUAGUUUUAGGAAUAAUCAUCAUGCCAACUUUUUUCUUGAAUUUUUUCACUUCUCAACAAACUAUUGAUAGUUUAAAUAUAUAUAAUGACUGAAUUAUUAUUGAUGAUGUUAUGUGGAUCGAAUCUCUGAAAAUUAAUAUAAUUUAGAAAUUUUGUAAUAAAUGUUUGAACAUUGUACAAAAUAAAUCCAUAUGUAUUUAGAACAUACUUAAU
Molecule: messenger RNA, 1772 nt
Organism: Aethina tumida (small hive beetle)
Lineage: Eukaryota; Metazoa; Arthropoda; Insecta; Coleoptera; Nitidulidae
Exons: 3
Coding region: 36-1421 (461 amino acids)
Source: RefSeq, a predicted model, not a curated record